Messenger RNA from Amoebophrya sp. A120, 948 nucleotides. NCBI's taxonomy places the organism in Eukaryota, Dinophyceae, Syndiniales, Amoebophryaceae. The record is from the annotation of a GenBank genome assembly.
CCCAGGUUUGCCAGGAAGUAUGAGCAACACAAAUCUGGCCGUUACGGACAUGCUUUCCCAGCAGGUCGACCGGGAGGAUCGGGCACAGUUGAUGCGGGCAGUAACCACCGGCUUUUCUGUGGAAGCCGGAGGAUUUGAAGACGAGGAGGACUACCAAUUCGACUUCUACGCCUGGCUGUACACGCGGAAGAUUCUGAUAUGGUACAUUUCAUCAUCCUUGUGCGACUUUGCUGAACAAGAAACCACCAUGGCAAUCUGAGGUCUACUGCUUUUGUUGUGAAAAAUUUGCAAAUUUCCAUUUCCCCACCACAGGCUCUUCCUCGAGGAGCCCUUUCUCUCCCGCCGCACGACCAUGUAUUCCCUGUGCAUCCUGGGCUGCAUUGUCACCGCCCUGUUUCUGUCCAUUCAGAAUUUGAAGUACACGUUUGUCCCCGACGCGGACAACUUCCUCUUCCAGGAGGGCGAUUUAUCGGAAGACCUGUCCCACGGCGACACUGCGGCGUGGUUGAAAAUGAUCACCGUGACGGUUUUAACCCUAGAAACCAUCGUCCGCGUAAUCGUGGUGCCGGUGAAAUCCGUGUUUUUUCUGCAGCCCUACGGAAUUUGCGACAUUUUCGCGAUUUUACCCUUCUGGCUGAACGACGUGUGCAAGUUGUCGGAACACGUCCGGAUCUUCCACAUAUUAACCCUCUUCUCCUCCCUAUUCUGGCUGCUGAAGCUCUGCCGCUACUUCUCGGGCUGGCACUUGCUACACAGAAGUUUAUCGGACUCGAUGCGGGCACUGCAGAUCCCGGCGUUUUUCUUGCUCAUCAUCGUGUUCAUCGGCUCCUGCAGCAUCUUCUGGGCCGAGCAGGACGUGACGGAAUUCUGCGGUCCGGAGGUGAACGUGCAAGACUACUUAACGGAGUCCGCGGCCCAGGAAGACUGUGGCAGGCAGGUGAAUUCUCU